This is a messenger RNA of Prunus armeniaca (apricot), 501 nucleotides long. The record is from the annotation of a GenBank genome assembly. NCBI's taxonomy places the organism in Eukaryota, Viridiplantae, Streptophyta, Magnoliopsida, Rosales, Rosaceae.
AUGGUUCCUCUCCUUCCGAUCUGUUCUGCAAGGAUUCUUUUCUCUUCCAUUAUGUCUCGAAUUCGCCUGGUUUUACCAGCUCGAGCUCGUCUUCUUCGUGCUUUGGCUCAGAUUUACAGAUCUGCUAGAAUUCAGCUUAUACUGUUUAUGCUUUCGUUUAAAUUUGUUAGAUCUGCUAGAAUUCCGCUUAACAGUUUCUGGUUCAUGCAGGUUCUGAUUGAUGAUGUUGGAGUUCAUAGCAAGUCCUCGGAGGUUCCAAGACUUGACCGUUUUGAGCCAAAUCCGACGUCGUUUCAGCUGCAGAUCUGGUUCUUCUGGAGUCUAGCUUAUGUUUAUCCGAUAUUCGAAUUGAAUAAUUGUAAUUUGACGAUCGGGAAGCUGAAAGCUGGGGUGUUUAGGGAUGAUUGGGUUGUGCAACGGAUGUAUAAGAUGUCGGGACGAAAGGAUCAGAGGAAGGGUCUGUGUCCUGGACCGAUCUUUGUCAUCCGACCUUUGCCAUGA